CAUAUAACAUGUAUAUUAUUAAAUAAUUAUUGUACUGUGGUACGUUGAUUACUUAAUUUUAGUUUUAAUCGAUGCACAUUUCAUAUUGACUCGCCCCAUAGCUCGUAUUUAAACUCAUAAUAUUAGCAUGUGCACUGAGCCCUAUCCAUGGCUGAAUGCCCAGAGUGAUGUGAUUUUGGUGUAUUCAGUAACAUUUACAUGUAAAACGUCCAGUACAAUGGAUUGACUGAAGUCGAGAACAGAAAUCAAAUCGUAAUACUACAGGAAACAAGAUGACCCAGCUUAUAGGGCGUACAGGUGGUCGCAAAGUAUCAUGGAAUACAAUCUUGAUGCUGUGUAUCGUAGGUCUCCUAGUGUACAGACAUUUCAAAAUGGCUCACCAAAGCAGUUCCCUCGUUAAAAAGGGAAUCUCCAUAGAUAAUUUAAAAAAAACGAAAUUACCUGAUGAUGUUGAAGCCGCAGUCAUUGUUGAAGAUGAUGAACAUGAACGUGACAAGGUUGAAGAUGACCAUAAUAAUGUGAUAAGUGAUAACAACGUUGAUGACGUUCAAGAUCAUGAUACUAAUGAGGAUCCGAACAGAAAUGUCAGUGCCGAAAUGGCAAAAUCAGAAGGAACCUAUACAUUUGAGGAAAAGUCCUCAAUUAAAUGGCCAUCUGCUGUAAGUUGGCAAAGGACAAAUGACUCAAUAGAGAUCUAUAUACUCUCUGCGUUUUAUGAUGAUCGACCAACUUUGGGCAGUAAAGCAGCAGUGCAGGUUUUGAGUAUCACAGAAGAGCCGCAAGUUGGGGUCCCCGCAUUUGGAGACAUCUACUGCCACCUAUGGGGCAUUUCUGAAAAGCCAUUAGUUGUAAAAGCCGAACGGAUAUUACUUGGAGUUGAAAAACUAAAGAGACCUAUAAAAUUCCAUAAUAAAGCAUUUCGAUCAUUUAUUUGGAGUUGUGAAUUGAACCGAAAUACCAAGAUACCUAUGUUUGUUUCCAUUAGUUUUAGGACUAAAACAGCGACAUCUUUUAUGCCAGUUCAAGCACCUGCAAAACCCAAAGUGAAAAACGAUUUUGCAGUUUGUCAAAGAUAUUUUGGCAGAGUAGAUCCGUACAUUAUUAUUGAAAUGAUGGAACUAUAUAAAAUCUUGGGUGUUUCAAAAGCAAUAAUCUAUAUAACUAAUUUAUCCCCAGAAACCUCAAAAGUUCUCCAGCAUUACUCUCAGGAGGGUUUCAUGGAGCUUGUAGAUUUUCCAACACCGUUUGAAAGUUUUCCUCGCUUUCCACCAAUGCAUAAACCGAACCAUAUUAGGAUUUUACAGCCACAUUCAUAUAAUGAUUGCAUCUACAGAAAUAUGUACAAAUAUAAGUAUAUCUUAGUGACAGACCCGGAUGAGAUUAUAAUUCCACUACUUCAUCAAACGUUACCCGAUAUGAUGGCAGCCAUUAAACAAACUAAAGGGUUUGAAGAUUAUAGGACAUUCAUAUUCAGAAAUAUAUUCUUCUUUAGCCAUUUCCCACAGACAGAAUCUGAGUCCCCAAAAGUGACCACAUUGAGGUUCCAACGCCAUCUGGCGCCAGGUAACCCAUUCCCAGCAGUUCUUAAAGCAAUUGUGGAACCAAUGGCCUGUCUUGGAUUCCACGUUCAUCAUUGUUGGAAGAUAACUCCUUUAGCGCAGAAGGACAUGAUUAUGAGCAAAAAUGUGGGGUUGAGUUUUCACUACAGAAAGUGUCAUUUUGAACUGGAACAACAAGGCAAAUGUAAACAGUUUCUAGAUGAAAUGAUAAUUGACAACACGAUGACGAGGUUCAAAGACAGCCUUAUCCCAGCAAUUAAGAGACAAGUUAAAGCUUUGGGAAUGUCUCCAAUUGAUUAAAAUUUUAGAGGAAAUGGGUCAAGAUGCAUAAAUUAUAUUUACGUGAACGUGUACGUAAAUUUUAGAGGAAAUG
Molecule: messenger RNA, 1932 nt
Organism: Owenia fusiformis
Lineage: Eukaryota; Metazoa; Annelida; Polychaeta; Sabellida; Oweniidae
Source: the annotation of a GenBank genome assembly